AUGAUUUGCUACGUCAGUUACGCGGCAAAUGAUGAAGAAGACGCUUCUGCUCGUCUACAUUCACGGAUUCCAGGGCGGGGACAACACCUUUGGUGACCUCCCAGCCAAUUUACAGGCACUGGUCAGCUAUGCGCUUCCCGCCGUAAGAGUGGUUACGGAGAUAUACCCGAAGUAUGAGACCCGGGGAGACCUGAGAGAAUGCGUGAGCCGAUUCCGGGAAUGGUUGCAAAACAAAGUCAUUGAUUUGGAAGUCGAAAACCAAACACCAUCCCCUACUGUCGAUCCCGCUGUCCAUGUCUUUCUGCUCGGGCAUUCAAUGGGGGGCAUAGUGGGUUCAGAAACAAUUAUUUUGCUGGCAACUGAACAGCCAAUUCAGCCAUCGUCUUCAGCCACAUCGUCAGAUCGACCUUCCGGAACCACGGAAGGCCGGCGGCUUGUGGAACCGGGCUCCUUUAUGUUCCCCCAUAUACAAGGCCUGCUUGCAUUCGACACACCCUUCCUCGGAAUUGCACCAGGAGCCGUGUCAUAUAGUGCAGAAGGACAAUACAAGACAGUCGUAAACACGUUGUCAGAUGUAGCCGGUGUGUUCGGGUUUAGACGGGGUAGCAAUACCGACUCGCAUAACACGGCACAAGCUACCCAGAGUAACAAAAGGGAGACUGUUUCCUUGACUGACUUUGCUGCCCCCUCUACGGAUGUCGCUGCUACGCCUUCCUGGCAGCGUUGGGGUCGGUAUGCCAUGUUCGCUGGGGCUAUAGGCGCUGCAGCAGCAGGUGGCGCCGCAGCAAUAUAUCAACAACGCCAGAACAUCACAGGAGGAUGGAACUGGAUAUCUUCUCAUCUUGAAUUUGUUGGGUGCCUUGGACGGCCAAAGGAACAGCUUCAACGCCUGGAGCUCUUGACAAAGAUACGCCGAGAACGAGGAAUAAGCUGCACAAAUUUUUACACAUGCUUGGGUGAAGGUGCCCAAGCAUUGAUGGAAAAGACGAGGACUGGGGAAACGUCAUUCAGCGAAGGAAUCAUACGGUCGAAGAACCGGACGUUCUGUUCACUUCCGCAAGAUAUCGAUGACACCGCUGAUGGCCGGGUGAAACCGUCCUCCAAACAUAGAGGGCUUUCAUGGGUCAAAGCUGUGAAUAACAAGGCACCGGAUGAAAUAAAAGCACACAUCACAAUGUUCCAGCUGAAACAAAAUCCGGGUUUCCAUGCCAUUAUUCAUGGAGCUUGCGAUGUGAUAGCAAAUUCCGUUGAUAGAAGCUGGUAUCUAGCAGCCACGGAACCUAUGGAGGGACUUCAUAAUGAAGGGGCGCACUUCCAACGGGAUGUAGACAGCGAGUUCAUGGACGAUGUCGUGGUUGUCAAUUGAGCACAGGUUACACCAACCACCUUCCUGAUUACUUACUGUCUUUUCUUCCAGCCCACGAAUUUAAUCUGGGGUUGGACUUUUGAGGGCUCAGAUAUGUCGUCCAGGUUCCCAACCGCAUGAUGUAAGGGCUAUGAAACUAGCAACUUUCUUUGCAACCACGAUUAUUUCCAUCUGCUCCAAGCUCGGGCAGCAAUGUGAAACGAUUGCCUGUCAGCUUAUACUCCGCCUUUAACCUUAAUUUUUAUUCCAAUAGCAUUUAUCCGAGAAUGGCCUUGAAUAUGCAAUUAUGCAUUGCGUAAGACGCGUAAGGCCCAAAUAUAAAAAUGCAG
Messenger RNA from Monascus purpureus, 1695 nucleotides. The record is from the annotation of a GenBank genome assembly. Lineage: Eukaryota; Fungi; Ascomycota; Eurotiomycetes; Eurotiales; Aspergillaceae.